AUGGCCGAUCUUCAGGGCCAGUUGGUCUCGGCACAGCUUCCUGCAGGAACAUGCGGAGGCAAUACCUUUCUUCCAUACUCCGUCUUGGAAAAAAAGGUGACUACGCAGUUGGUCACAGACACCCUAUCCUAUCACACGAGGAAGUCGCCAGAGACUAUAUCAAAGAUCGCCUCCUUCGUUUGUGGAAAGCCUGGGGCAAGGAGAGUUUUCGCGGUUCUUGCCUGCCUUGGUCGCCCGGAACGGAUUGACUUGUUCUACGAGCACAAUUUUGUCGACCCUAUUCUACCUCUCUUCGUCGAUGAAAGCAAGCAAGUGAGAACCCGAUCCACUGAAACUGGACAUUCUGAGAUCACCAAAAGGGUUUUUGCCGACAAGUUUUGGGCAUUAGUUAUUUCACCGUAUCUCUUUUGUGACAACCAAUGGCAAUUUCUUGGACCGGUCUUCAACGAACAUCAAUUCAGAUACUCCUUUCGAAAGGAACACCGAAUGCCGUUCUUAGAGCAAGCUGGUGGACACAAAGAAAGUCAUUUCAGCACGGUGGGAAAGUGGUCUAUCCAUCAGUCUCAUUUCAAGAAGAGCUCGAAACUUCGCCUAUCAGUCGAUACACAUGGACAUCCGGUUGUAGCAGUGAAAGAGCUGAAACUUGUCAACAUGAAUCCUGACCAGUACGAGCGCGCAGCCGAGGCCGAGGCAGAAGUUCUACAAAUGAUCCGCGAAAUGAAGCAUCCGCACCUCAUCAAAGCAAUCGCUUACUACAAAAGGGGUGAUCGUUACUUUAUAAUUUUCCCUUGGGCCGAAGGUGGCAACCUCCGAGACUACUGGGGAAAAGAGCCUCCGCGUAAGCUAGAUGCAGAUUUUGUUGGCUGGGUUUUCGGCCAGCUCUGCGGCCUAGCUAGUGCGAUGAACAAGCUUCAUUCGACAAAGGACUCGGCAUGUCGGCACGGUGACCUGAAGCCAGAGAAUAUCCUUUGCUUUGAGAACACCAGGACCUCUGACCCGUUUUCUCAGCCGUUUCUCGUCAUUGCGGAUGUUGGUCUGGCUAAAGUCCACAUCUUAGCGACGGAGAUGCGUAACGAAGCUACGCGCACCAUGAGCGGAACGGUUAUGUACGAGCCACCUGAAGCUGUACUGCUGUUCACUAAGAAACAACCGCGAUCCCGACGUUAUGACGUUUGGUCCAUCGGCUGUAUCUAUUUCGAGUUCCUGAUUUGGCUUCUAUAUGGAAAGGCCGAACUAGUUCGCUUUGGUGACGACAUAGCGCAUCCCGUGAACAGAACACGGCAAUUCUUUGAUGUACAUGGAUCUGGAGUGGCCGGAGCGGCCAGUAUCAAACCCGGCGUUCAGAAGUGGAUAGAUUGGAUCAGAAGAGACCCAAGAUGCCCACCGAACACUGCAAUCCGAAAGUUACUGGAGCUUAUUUGCACGCGAUUGCUAGUCAUAGAGGUAAGCAAGUCGAGAAAAGAGUCAUCUGGAAGCGUCAGUGCCCAAGGCAGCACCACUCUACAUGCGACAGAUGACCCAGAUAACCCGAGUAUUGUUCGAUCGGACACCAACAGCAGCUUCAACGGCGAUCCCGCCGACGACCUUCGUUUUCGGGCGACUUCUAUUGAAAUGUACGAAACGCUGGCUGGCAUCGUUAAAGAUGCUUCAGGAAACCCGCCCAGAAUUGCUUGGAUGAAUUGGCAGGCGAGCUCUCCAGGAGGACCGGGACAAUACGGAGAUACGUUGGGUGUUUCUCAAUUAGGUAUAAGGGGUCGACGCGGCCUUGAUAAUGAGUGGGAGUGUAGCCCGGAUGUCAACACAGCACGAGCGCUGUCUAAGGAGAUCGACAUUUCUCAUCAGCUUCCACUGAAAAAUGCGACCAACACUCUUUGUUCUCGAUGCAAAGACCUCCAACAGCGGCUCAGGUCACAAAGAUUCUCUUUUUCUGAUGAUCUCGAAGCACUGGCAAGCAGAGCAGAGGCCUGUGAUCUCUGUCGCCUCCUUCGCUUUUCACUUGGAUCCAUGACAGCCAAAACAUACGGGGAGAUUCAGUUUGAAAAGCUCAACAGCUAUUUGACAUCAAGCGUGAAACCCGGACGGCCAGUUGCAGUCCUAUACAGCUUGCCAGGAAAAGCCUUUCUUGGUUCACAGAUGGGAAUACCAGUGCUUCCGGCUGCCGGUAGUCAGGCGCAUAUCGCAGCGCUUUCGACGUGGAUACGGGUCUGCGACAAUACGCAUGACUGUAGCCCAGCAUUCGACACCACCUUUCUCCCAACACGAGUUAUCGACGUCCGAUCCGAGGGCUUUAAAUCAUGCCGCUUGCUUUGUACAGACCGUGGGCAAACAAACUCGGGCAAAUAUCUCGCCCUAUCGCAUCGAUGGGGGGCCCCGGAUCAACAUAGGAAAUUCUGCACUUUGAAGGACAAUCUUGAAAGCUUCAAAGACGAAAUCAAGCUGACGGAGCUGCCCCAAACAUUUCAAGAUGCUAUCAACGUCACACGAAGACUCGGUAUCGGGUACCUCUGGAUUGAUUCGCUCUGUAUCGUUCAAGAUGACCCUGAAGACUGGAAGACGGAGUCUCUUUUAAUGGAACAGGUGUACAGCUCAGCUUACGCAACUCUAGCAGCUAGCUGCGCAAGCGGGACCGAGGAUGGCUUUUUGAAACCUCGACCAUGGCGACACUGUGUUACGUUAGCAUCCGAAAGGGGUUCCUACUACGUCUGCGACUCUAUCGAUGACUUUGGGCGUGAUGUAGAACAAGGGGAGUUGAACAAGCGGGCGUGGAUUCUUCAAGAACGAGCUCUAUCCCGUCGCACAAUCUAUUUCUCGGAAAAGCAGACAUACUGGGAAUGUGGAAGAGGCGUAAGCCGCAAGGCCUCGUUCCUGGGAGAUUCGGACUUUCCACACUCCAUUGACACCUACGUUCGCGGGAUGAAGAUUGAGCUUUACCAAGACCUUUAUCAGAAAUACUCGGGGUUAGCACUUAGCUCCAUUGGUGACAGGCCAGUUGCCAUCCGUGGGCUUGAAGCACGUCUUAUCCGCACUUUCAGAACUGUCGGUUCUCAUGGAGUUUUCGAUUCUUUCUUUCAUCGAUGUCUGCUGUGGAAAAAGGCAUGCCUGUCUCUGAGUCGGAUCGAUUCAGAACUGCUUCGAGGGAUUCAUGUCCCAUCAUGGUCGUGGAUGGCUUAUGACGGCGAGAUCAAAUACUUGAAUGUUCCCUUCAACAAGUAUUCUUGGGAAGCGGACAUCAUCUCGCCGUUUAGUACUUGGUCAUCUCAGAGUAUGGAAGAAAGAAGCGAGAAAGAAGCGGUAUGUGAGAUCAGGGCGCCUCUGUGGGACUUUCGGGGCUCUGAUAGCCUUUGUCUGGAGCUCGACAAUCCAGACAGAAGGCUCUCGAACCUUAAGUGUGUCAUUGUGGCGAGGAAGAAAGAUUCACAGGGCGACCCUCAACAGUCACACUACAUAAUAAUUGUGCACUCCAUCGCCAUUGACGGACCCUGCAAGGUUUAUGAGAGAGUUGGCGUUGCGGAGGUCAGAGGAGAGCAGAUUGCAUUCAACAAGGGAAGUCAGAGCGGUAUUCUUAGGUGA
This is a messenger RNA of Colletotrichum acutatum, 3570 nucleotides long. RefSeq lists its product as uncharacterized. The record is from RefSeq and is a predicted model, not a curated record. Gene Ontology annotation, biological process: protein phosphorylation. Lineage: Eukaryota; Fungi; Ascomycota; Sordariomycetes; Glomerellales; Glomerellaceae. Bases 1 to 3570 code for a protein of 1189 amino acids. The transcript has 5 exons. Gene Ontology annotation, molecular function: protein kinase activity; ATP binding.